Molecule: messenger RNA, 3270 nt
Organism: Coccinella septempunctata (seven-spotted ladybird)
Lineage: Eukaryota; Metazoa; Arthropoda; Insecta; Coleoptera; Coccinellidae
Product: NHL repeat-containing protein 2
Exons: 5
Coding region: 1-2181 (726 amino acids)
Molecular function (GO): protein binding
Source: RefSeq, a predicted model, not a curated record
AUGAAUAAAAUAUUUAACAGAGGUAUUUUUCUUUUUCCACAAUUAUUUAGAAGCUUUAAGAAAAAUACAAUGGAUGUGGAUGAAGAUUUUCGCAACUCUAAGCGUAAACUAGCAAGUUAUGUUCAUGGAUCAAAAGGUGAAGAAUGGGAAAAAGCGUUUUCGAAAUACCUGGCUGAGAUAAAAUAUCCACCCGUUAAAGAUUUUCAAAAGGGUCUUGAAUGGUUUAAUGUCUCUAAGCCCAUCUCUUUCAAGGAGGAUUUAAAGGGUAAAUUAGUUUUAAUGGAUUUCUUCACUUAUUGCUGCAUCAACUGUAUGCACAUAUUACCUGAUUUGAAGGAGAUAGAGGAAGAAUUUACUGUAGAGGAUGGAUUAGUUGUCAUUGGCGUGCACAGUGCCAAGUUUCAAAACGAAAAAAUCUCCUCUAACAUCUUGGCGGCCGUACAACGCUAUAACAUAAAACACCCUGUUGUCAACGACGUUGAGAUGGACAUGUGGCGCGACUGCGGAGUAUAUUGCUGGCCAUCUUUGAUGCUGAUUGGUCCACAUGCUAACCCAAUCGUACUACUCACAGGGGAAGGGCACAAGGAAGAGUUGAAAUUAUACAUCAGAAACGCCUUGAAAUACUACAAGGCUCAAGGAGCCAUCUCCGAUCACAAGAUAUCCAUGAAAUCUGUAUACCACUUUUUACCAGAAGAGAAGGGGCCUUUAUUGUUUCCUGGAAAAAUCACCAAUUACCUUAGGAAGGAUGGAGAAGAAAUUUUUGCUGUGUCCGAUAGUGGUAACAACAGAGUUUUGAUCUUCAACAAAGAUGGGAAGAUCCUGAAGCAGAUUGGAUCAUCCAAAAUGGGACUUAAAGACGGUUGUAUAGAAGAAGCGCAAUUUAACAGUCCCCAAGGUCUUGUAUUUUACGAUGAGAACAAAAUCUACGUCGCCGAUACAGAAAAUCAUGCCAUCAGGCUGGUGGAUUUAUCCAAGAAUACUGUGGAGACAGUUGCAGGAACUGGCAUCCAAAAUCACCAUGACUACAGUGGAGGAUCUCCUGCAAAAGAACAAUUGCUAUCGUCGCCAUGGGACUUGUCCUUGUUUAAAACAAAGGAAGGUUGUGAAGUUCUGUUGAUCGCGAUGGCUGGAACACAUCAACUAUGGGGUCUGUUUUUCCAGACAACUUAUUGGUGGAGAAACAAAUCUGCUGUGGCUGGUACUUGUCUUGCUAUUGCAGGUUCAGGUCGUGAGGAAAAUAGGAACAAUGUAUAUCCUCAUACAGCAGGCUUUGCUCAACCAUCUGGACUUGCACUAUGCAAGAAAACUGAUGAAUUAUACAUCGCAGAUAGCGAAAGCUCAAGUAUUCGAAGAGUGUCGCUUAGAGACGGAAAGGUUUCUGCUGUGGUUGGUGGAAAAGAGGACCCUAAGAAUCUAUUUGGCUUUGGUGAUGUGGACGGUAAGCUGUACAGCGCCAAGCUGCAACAUGCACUAGGAGUUUCAAUGUCUACAGACGAUUCUCAUCUAUUUGUGGCAGAUACUUACAACCACAAGGUCAAAAUAGUGGAUAUCUCCAAUAACACAGUUUCCACUUUAACUCCGCCAAAACUCGAGGAAGAAGGCGCACUUACAGCCUUCAGGGAACCAGGAGGAUUAUGUAUGAGUCUAACAGAGUCCAAACUGUACAUUGCUGACACAAAUAAUCAUUGUAUAAAAGUAGCCGAACUAGAUUCCAGUUAUAAAAUAACCAAACUGAGUAACCUGAAAUUGACUGCUUCUGAAUAUGUGAAGAUGUCUUUUAAAUUUGAUGGUGACAUGGUAAAAAGUACUCCUGUUUCAUUGCUUAAAGAUGGGGGGAAAAUAUCAGUAGUUGUCUUGAUAAAAUUAUUGGAUGGCCUUAAGUUAACUGAAAACCAGAAACAGAACUGGGUGGUUGAGUUACCCAAUGCUGCAUACUCUUGCGUUCCGAAAACUGGUGAUAAUUUGAAGCAAUUGGAAUUUUUUGUAAAUAUACCCCCAAACCCUGACUUUGGUAGGGAUUGUAUAACUGUAGUUUUCAAUCUUAUGACAUGUACAGAUACGGCUUGUGUACCCAAACAGUUUGCUCUUGAAAUUCCAUUGGUUGAGGUUACUAAUGACAAAAAAGAUGAGAAUAAGUUGGUGACGGUCAAUGUGAAGCUUGAAUCCAUAGAAAUUAUUUAAUUUUUGGAUUUAUAUUAUGUUAAGAGUAUCAGGUCUUUGUUCAUUAACUUUUUUGCAUAUGUUUCACUUUCUAGUUUGAAAUAUUGCAUUUAAUUCAUUACUGAAAUUGAGUUCUCUGCAUUCAUGAUGAUCUACUAUUAACCAUGCCCUAAAAAUAUUAAUCGAUCAAGGUGCGGAAAGGUUCCUCUGAGACAAAAAAAACUAUUGAAGUAUUGAAUAGAGAUCGAUAAUCAUUACUUUUAAUGUGUAUUGAGUUGGCCCAGCACUUUUCGAUUUUGAAAAAAAAAUUGUGCUGCUUUUUAUCAUUGAAAUUUUUCUUCUAGUUCAUUCCGAAAUUUUCGAAAACUGCUGGCUGGCCCAUUUUAUACAAAUUGUGAAAUAUGCCUCGAGAACCAUAUGGAAUAAAGGAAAUAUUUAAAUGGAACGCAGCAGCACAAUUCAGCACAAAAAAAAUUUGAAAAUCUUAUUCUAAACUAACAUUCCGCACCUUUAGUUUUACCAUUAGGUUUUGGGUAAAGUAUUUAUUACACUUAUAUAAUGUUGCUUGAAAUCAAGAAGUAAAAUUUAGGUAAAUUUGGGCAAUUUUAAAUUUUUAUAUCCUUUCUUCAUUAGAAAGGUACAAUCAAUUCCUGACGGUCAAUAAUAUAAAAACAUUAUCAACUAUUUAUAUUUUGACAUAUUUUGCAGUAUUUGGAUUGAUUGCCCAAGAAAUGGUUUUCACUGAAAUUGCCGAUUUGAUUAGAAGAGAUAGCAAGUUAGACAUUCAUAAUGAAAUCUCAAUAAAUCGAAGGAUUGUUUGGAAUUGAAAUUAUGAAAAUGCUCGGAUUGUGAAAUUUAUAUUUAUAGUUUGUUAAAUCCAAUAAUUUUUACAGUUAUUUAAUUUUAUUAAGUAUUCUUGAUUUUUAUUGUUUUAUCCUUAUGUAUUGAUGAUUAUUCGCUAGUCGCACUAUUGAAAUCUUAUUUAUAUUUAUAAAAAACAUAUUUUUAUACCAAAAAAAGUGUGAAAAUUAAUAUCUAUAUAUUUUACUCUUUCUUCAUAUAAGUAAUAUUUUUCUAUACAAAAUAUUAUAUAUAAAUAUAUAAAAUAUU